Molecule: messenger RNA, 1604 nt
Organism: Syzygium oleosum
Lineage: Eukaryota; Viridiplantae; Streptophyta; Magnoliopsida; Myrtales; Myrtaceae
Product: L-lactate dehydrogenase A-like
Exons: 2
Coding region: 129-1184 (351 amino acids)
Biological process (GO): carboxylic acid metabolic process
Cellular component (GO): cytoplasm
Molecular function (GO): L-lactate dehydrogenase (NAD+) activity
Source: RefSeq, a predicted model, not a curated record
AAACCCCUAACUAUUUAUCUCCAUACCGGAAACCAAACAACCACCACCAACCACCACCAUACCAAAACCUCUACUCUUAAACCCGCCGUUGCUACCGCCGCUGCCGCCGCCAUCCCACUAUAAACACCAUGCACAAGACAUACUCAGCCUCAUCCCUCGGCCCGGGCGGCCUCGACCUAUCGCAGGCCUUCUUCAGGCCCAUCCACAACACUGCCCCGCCAUCCCCGACCAACCGCCACACCAAGAUCACCGUCGUUGGGGCUGGCAAUGUCGGCAUGGCCAUCGCGCAGACUGUCCUCACCCAGGACCUUGUUGAUGAGAUCGCCCUUGUCGAUGCCAUGCCUGACAAGCUCCGAGGCGAGAUGCUUGACCUCCAGCAUGCCGCCGCCUUCCUCCCCCGCACCACCAUCCUCGCCUCCUCCUCUGACUACACUGUCACCUCCGGGUCGGACCUCAUUGUUGUCACUGCCGGCGCCCGGCAGAUUCCUGGCGAGUCGAGGCUGAACCUACUGCAGAGGAACGUGACCCUCUUCAGGAGCAUCAUUCCGGAGGUUGCCAAGCACUCUCCCGACGCCAUCCUCAUGGUCGUCUCGAACCCAGUCGACAUAUUGACGUACGUGGCGUGGAAGUUGUCCGGGUUCCCGUCGAACCGGGUCAUUGGGUCGGGCACGAACUUGGACUCGUCCAGGUUUCGGUUCUUGCUCGCGGAUCAUCUUCAAGUCAACGCUCAGGACGUGCAGGCCUACGUGGUCGGAGAGCACGGCGACAGCUCGGUCGCGCUGUGGUCGAGCAUAAGUGUCGGGGGAGUCCCGAUCCUGAGCUUCCUGGAGCGGCAACAGAUCCCGUACGAGGAGGAGAUGCUGGAGAACAUCCGCAAGGCCGUGGUCGACGGCGCCUAUGAAGUCAUAAGCCUCAAAGGCUACACGUCCUGGGCGAUCGGCUACUCCGUAGCCAACCUGGCCCGGACCAUCCUCCGUGACCAGCGCAGGAUCCACCCUGUCUCGGUCCUCGCGAAGGGGUUCUACGGCAUCGACGGCGGGGACGUGUUCCUGAGCCUGCCGGCGCAGCUCAGCCGCGGCGGCGUCGUGGGCGUGACCAAUGUGCACAUGACGGAUGUGGAGGUACAGAGGCUGAAAGCCUCCGGUGAGACCCUACUGGAGCUUCAAGGUCAACUGGGUAUUUGAAGGACGAAUCGACCACAUAGUUUAACAACUAUAACACAUGCUGCUUUGUUUGUUUGUUUGUUUGUUUGUUUUUUCCUGAUUAAUGUUCCUCUUUUUAGUUUCCUCACAUCUAUAUGUCCUUAUAUGAGAUCGAUUACCAUACGUAAUGGAAGCCUCGAUUUUUAUUGUUUUGUAUUUUCUUGGAGAAUGUAUAAUAACAGACAAAAUCUGUGCAUUUUUAUGCACUGGAUAUGUGACUAAGAUCUUGCAUGUUUUUUUCCUGAUUAUUGUUCCUCUGUUUAGUUUCCUCACAUCUAUUUGUCCUCAUAUGAGAUUACCAUACGUAAUGGAAGCCUCGAUUUUUAUUGUUUUGUAUUUUCUUGGAGAAUGUAUAAUAACAGACAAAAUCUGUGCAUUUUUAUGUACUGGAUAUGUGUCUAA